Hemibagrus wyckioides is the source of this 5688-nucleotide messenger RNA. It is a transcript of the gene inppl1b, whose product is annotated as inositol polyphosphate phosphatase-like 1b. Gene Ontology annotation, molecular function: protein binding; phosphatase activity. Bases 1280 to 4957 code for a protein of 1225 amino acids. Gene Ontology annotation, biological process: phosphatidylinositol dephosphorylation. The transcript has 27 exons. The record is from RefSeq and is a predicted model, not a curated record. NCBI's taxonomy places the organism in Eukaryota, Metazoa, Chordata, Actinopteri, Siluriformes, Bagridae.
AAGAAAAGGGAUGAAGGUGGAGCAAGACUGUGAAAGGACAGAGAGGGAAUGAUCAUAUCCAUAUGGAGGAGGAGGCUGCUCCCUCAACUUCCUGAGACCAAGCGAGGCAAACAGGGAAAGAGGGAAAUGGCACGCUUAGAAAUGAGAUCAGAGAACUAGAAAGAAGUGAGCGUUAUAAGCACAAACAUUGAUUUAAAGGUGAGUCAGAUAUGGUACACAGUCUUAUUGUGUCUAUCUGCAUACUUAAGAGCAUGUAAGAGCAAGCAUUUAGUGCUGUAAGAGAGUGAGACUGUGGGGCCGGACUUGGUUUCACGCACCAGUGAUCAAGUGAAGUCACUCAGGGAAUUCUUUCUAAACUGUGGGGUUUUUUUUGCUCGCAACUCUCUUCCUUUCUGCCAUCUGGAGCAGUGAAACAGUGAAGCACUUCCUAUGACUGCUCAGUGCUCGUCGGGGGCUGUUGGCUACAACCCUGCAUCUCUGUGCUAGCAGUUUUAGGGACAUGAGGACAUUGUUUUCAUCAUGCAGGUCUCUGCACGUGAAGUCUAGACCUGUCUGCUGUCACUACACUUCUUCAUGGACUGCCAGCUGCAUGUGACUGCACUUUAGUGGAGGUUGCAGACAUCAGCUGAACUUCUCCGAGGGGUUCCUCCCCCUUGUUUUCCUUAUAAGGCAAAAACGACUGAGUGGAAAAUCAUUUGAAUUUUGUGGUGGCUCUGCUCUGACGUACACUUGGAUAUCGCUCCAGAUCUCUAUUUUCUGCUCUGCUCUAUGUUCCGCUUCGUGGAAGAGUUUUUAAUACUGGUCAUUUGUAGGGACAAUAGAUGCUUUUAUUAGUGUUUACAUGAGAGUUGACUGUUUUGCUGACCUUCCAGCAUCAGCUGGUCAUCUUUGCUCUGAGAGUAACAUAGCAGGGAAGAAACCUUGUUGAAGAUCAUCCUCCACCUGAACAACUGCCAAAUCUUCAUACUGAAGGAACCGGUCCUGGAGACACCCUCUGGAUUGCGCACACUACUGGGGAAAGCGAACAUAUUUUAUUAUGUCAAGACAGUACUUGGCUUCGGUGAAGGUCAAUUAGUUUUGUUGGAAGUAAUUUGAAGACUUUUAUUUCUUGCAGUGAUGAAAAAAGUGUGUGAGCUGAGGUCUUCUUUUGACCUUCAUCCUUUCUCUGCUUGCCUUGGAUCAUUUUUUUGGAAAGCUACCACUGAUUUGUUUAUCCUGGCAGUUACAAGGUGGAUAUAAGGACUCAAAAGUUAUUUGAUAGUGGCCUUCUUGCACCAUAAUGACGACACCAGCAUGGUACCACAGGGACAUUAGUCGGGUUCAGGCAGAGGAGCUGCUGGCUCGAGCCGGGCAGGACGGCAGCUUUCUGGUGCGGGACAGCGAGUCUGUGCCUGGUGCCUACGCACUUUGUCUACUAUUCCAGCGCCAUGUUCACACUUACCGCAUCCUUCCUGAUGCAGACGGCUUGCUGGCUGUUCAGACCACACAGGGAGUGCAGGUGAACUGUUUCCGAACUCUUGGUGAUUUAGUUUUAGGAUACCAGCAACCCCACAAAGGCCUGGUAAUCCCUUUGCUUUAUCCAGUCGUAAGAGAGACCGAACUAGUGGAUGAAAGUUCAGACGGAGAUGAUGAGAAGCCAGGCUCAGUGUGGAACCCAGUGGUUUCCUCUCCUGCAGUCCAGGCGCCCCCUGCAGUCCAGUCACCUCCUGCAACUCAAACACCAGCAUCUCAGCUACUGCUGCAAAGACUGCAGGGCAUCACCACAACCAGUGUGACCUCUGAGAUGGUGGCUCUGCUUGGUGAAUAUUUGCGUGGUGAUGUGACUCUGGAUCUGGAGAGUUUGAAGAAAGGGGGCUCAGGAUUACACUUUCUCCAGCGAAUCCUCUGCACCACCUGCCAUAAACUGCACAGUGAGAUUGAUCAGACGAUGUCCAGUUUGGAGACCCUGGCUAAAGUCUUUGACCAUCCAAGUUGUCCCUUGUCCAGUCCUAAAAUCCAGAAUAUGGGAAAGGGUCCAGAAGAGAACCUUGAUACCCUGCUCUACAAAAUAUCAACUCUAUGCAACCUGCUGUCAUCUCUAGAGAAGAGGGUUCUCACAGCCCUCCAAGAGGCUGUGGCCAAUCACAACCUUUCUGUGCAGCCGGCACCUGUACCUGAGCCUGUAUCACUUGUAAAAUCUCCUGCUAAAGUCAUUCCUGUGCACAGCUUUCAGGUGAAGGUGUUCAAGUAUGGAAGGCAGAUGGUGUCAGUGGAUGUGGACAAUGGCGUGCUGCUGUUUGACAGUAAGACCGGCUCAUUUGGCAUAGAGACAAUCACACAUGACCGGAUUGUACAGCUGGUAAAGUUUCAGAGCAGUCCAGCUAAGCUGAGGAUGGUAGUGGACAGUCAUCACAAGCCUCCAAGAGAGCUACUGUUUGAGAGUUUUAAGAAAAGAGAGGCUUUCUGCCAGCUUCUGCAGCUGAUGAAGAACACAUUCUCCCAACAGAAUGAGCCUGACAUUGUCUCAGUGUUUGUGGGCACAUGGAACAUGGGUGGCUCUCCCCCUCCUCCUACUCUACAGUCGUGGGCUACAUGCUGUGGUUUGGGGCUGACUCCUGAUGACUCCACGGCUUGUCUGCCUCAUGAUAUCUAUGCAUUUGGCACUCAGGAUAACCCUCAAGGAGAGAAGGAGUGGACUGAGCAUAUCAGAGCCACACUCAAAAAUGCUACCAAUAUUGACUUCAAACAGGUGGCAGUGCAGUCUCUGUGGAACAUCAGACUGGCUGUGUUUGUAAAACCAGAGCACGAUGGGCGGAUCAGCCAAGUAAACACAGCAAGUGUGAAGACAGGACUGGGGAAUACACUCGGAAACAAAGGGGCCGUAGGGAUCUCCUUCCUCUUCAAUGGGACGUCCAUGGGCUUUGUGAACUGCCAUUUGACCUCUGGCAGUGAGAAAGCACUCCGGAGGAACCAAAAUUUUCAGGACAUCCUCAGACUGUUAUCGCUUGGUGACCGGCAGCUUGCUGCCUUUGACAUCAGCCUGCGCUUUACUCAUCUCUUCUGGUGUGGUGACCUGAACUACCGCUUGGACCUUGACGUUGAGGACAUUUUAAAGCAUGUGUCAAAGCGUGAGUUUGAUGAGCUGAUGUAUGCAGACCAGCUGACGAGAGAGCGCCAUAAAAGAAAAGCGUUCUUUAACUUCAAGGAAGAGAAGAUUACGUUUCCACCCACUUACCGGUAUGAGCGGGGCUCCAGAGACUGCUACCUAUGGCAAAAAUACAAGACCAGUGGGGUUCGUGUGAAUGGACCUUCAUGGUGUGAUCGUGUCCUGUGGAAAUCCUAUCCAGAGACUUACAGCACCUGUACUUCAUAUGGUUGUACCGAUGACAUCUUUACAAGUGAUCACUCUCCUGUUUUUGCAACGUUUCAAGUCAGUGUGUCUGCACAGUUCCCUAAAGCAGACUCAUGUUCGGACCGGUCUUGGAUUGAACUAGGGUCGGUUGAGGCCAUAGUGAAGACUGCCAGCAAGGCCAAGUUCUUCAUCGAGUUCCACUCUCGGUGUCUUGAAGAGACACGUCGUUCAGCAGAAAAUGACUCACAGAGCUGUGAUGUCCCGGGGUUCCUCAAAAUGAGCUGGUCUUUCAAACAGCUUCCCAAGCUUCAGCCUAUUGUCUCAGAUAUGGCAUGCCUUCGGGACCAACACUUGCUGCUCUCUGUGAAGUCGUGUGAUGGCUUUGAGUCAUAUGGUGAAUGCUGUGUGGCUCUGCAGUCCAUAGUGGCAAGUAACUCAGAGUCAUUUGAAACCUGCCUGACCCACAGGGGUGAAGAGAUGGGUUCCAUCCGUGGUCAAAUCAAGGUCUAUAUACCACUGAACAAGUACCGGUCACAGGAGAGGAGCUAUGAAUGGAUCUGUAUUGAAAAAGAUGAGAAGGGAAUAGUUAAGAGCCCCUGGUCUCCCCCACCCAGCCGAGCAUCUCACAAUCCUGUAUCAUCCUCUUCCCGUACAGUGGCUCCAAAUAGCUACACAAACCCAGCCUACUUCAUUUUCGAAGGCAUUCCUGUGUUGCGGCAGGUAGAGGAAGACCCAUCACCCAAAGAACCCAAUGUAGUGUGGGCCAAGGACUCUGUGAUUCAACUUCCUAAAGUAACAGGGGGACAUAGCCAUGACUGCAGAGCUGCUCGCAGAUCUGAUUUCACAGAAAUUGAAAUCCCUGGAUCCUUGCCACCAUACACACCUCCUUGUGACCGCCAAACUCAUAUUACACCCUGUCCAAUUUCCUCAUACCAACUUUUUCCUGGACCAGACCAAUCAAAUCCUCCCCAAAUCCAGAAAAACAAGACUUCAUUUCAGUCACAAAUUCAAAGGCCUAGCAUAACUCAGGAAUCAAUGUUACCAAGCAAAAGAUUUGAGAAUGCCAGUAUGAGCAGUUCUGUCUUCACACAGGAUGUGCAUGGGACAGUUAAGAAGGACUAUUCCAGGUUUCAGCAGGAGCGGCCAAUGCCAGUGCGUAAUGGACCAAAGUUAUACCCGUACAUGUCCACUAGAGUUCCUCUCUCCAAAGCAUCAGUUUCAUGGGUGAAGGAUCAGACGCCUGUAGCUUCAGGAGAUAACUCACUUACUGCUCUACAGAUUGCCAAAUCAUUGAGUGAGGUGGACUUCAUGCCAGCAUGCAAGAAGUACCCCUCAAACCAAAGGUCAGCUUUACCAAGGCAUUAUGGGUAUGAGUAUACCGUAGCCACUGAGACCAGUUACUGUUGUGAGAAAGAGGUGUCAGUCUUACAUGGAGCUCCAGAGACGGUACGAGAGCUGCUUAGUAGUCUGGGGCUGCAGCGCUAUACACUGGGACUCAGUCUCAAUGGCUGGAAUGAUCUGGAUUACUUCAGUGGGAUUACUGAGGAGGAUCUGCGGGCUUCUGGUGUAACAAACCCAUCACAUCGUAGGCGGAUCCUGGAGAGUUUGCCCAAGAUUUGGGACUGAAUCCUUGGAAAUGAUUGACUGCUUUAAGUUUAGAGUAUUUUACUAAAGAAAAGGAAUUUGUGCAACCCUUUCCUUGUAUCUUUGUUUUAAAAUCCAUGUAUUAAUGAUGUAUAUUUGCUUUAUUUCUAUCAGAGUUCACUGAGGUUUCAGCCACCACCCAAGUCUUAACUUUUAUUCUCUGCAAUUCCAUCUCUACUAUUUACCUUGUAUAAAGCAGUUACAUAAAUUAUAUCUGUUUGCAAGAGGAUUUGAUCAUUCGAUCAUGAUUCAGCUUUUGUGUCAAUAAUAGAGUAUGAAUGUGGUCAAACCUGUGAACCUCAUCCUGCUAACCUCACCCUAGGAACUCUCAUUGUUAAAUAAAAACAAUUAUACUGAGUUUAUCCAAUAUAUCCAAAAAACUUGGCCAAGCUAUGAAAAUAACUUUGCACUACCUGUAAGUAAGCAUUGUACAUUCCAGUAAGUAAAGGGUGUAUCUGAAAUUUGACGUGUCCGAAGAUUUUGAAACCAGAUUGUAAAGUGUCCUCCUGUUUGCCUUGUCUUCAUAUAAAACUAUAAAUCUAUGCAAACCAACUGCAUUGUUCUCAUUUUUUAUGACGUGGGUCUUUCUGGAUCAUUUGGACUGACUGUUCUCCUCCAUGAUCUGAAAAAACCUCCCCACCCCACUUGUGUGACUUGUUUGCUCAUUUCAAUUAAUUAAUAUUCUAUACUAUUAAAUAUUUGUUUUAUUUUUA